AUGAUGGCAAUAGCCGCAGAGAGGCAGGAUCCAAUUGUCGGCAUAGAUCUCGGAACAACCUAUUCCUGCGUCGGCGUUUGGCAAAACGAUCGCGUAGAGAUCAUAACCAACGAUCAAGGCAACAGAACUACACCUUCCUAUGUUGCUUUCACUAAUACAGGGCGUUUGAUCGGUGAUGCCGCUAUGAACCAAGUCAACCUCAACCCAAUGAACACAGUUUUUGGUGUAAAGAGAUUGAUCGGAAGGAAGUUUAGUGAUGCAUGUGUUAAGAGCGAUAUGAAAUUAUGGCCUUUUAGGGUUCGUGAUGUGGGUGACAAGCCCAUGAUUGUUAUCGACUACAAUAAUAAAAAGAUGUUAUUUGCUGCUGAGGAAAUAUCUGCAAUGGUUCUUAGUAAGAUGCGUGAAAUAGCAGAGACCUACCUUGGAACGAUAGUAAAGAAUGUUGUUAUAACUGUUCCGGCAUACUUCAGUAACGUGCAACGACAGGCGACACAAAAUGCUGGUGUGAUUGCAGAUAUGAAUGUUAUGCGUAUUAUUAAUGAGCCAACAGCAGCAGCUAUUGCAUAUGGCCUUGACAAAAAGGCGACCACUGUUGGUGGUAUACAUGUUCUCGUUUUCGAUCUUGGAGGUGGUACAUUCGAUGUUUCCCUUCUCAAAAUUGAAGAUGAUAUUUUUGAGGUGAAAGCUACUACGGGAGAUACACAUCUUGGGGGUGAAGAUUUUGAUGAUAGGAUGGUGAACCAUUUUGUGAAAGAGUUCAAGAAGAAGCAUAUGAAGGACAUAAGUGAUGACCCAAAAGCAUUGAGAAAAUUGAGAACAUCUUGUGAGAGAGCAAAAAGGACUCUUUCUUUAACCGCCGAAACCACCAUCGAGAUUGAUUCUUUAUUUGAGGGUAUUGACUUCCGCUCCAAAAUAACAAGAGCAAAAUUUGAAGAGCUCAACAUGGAACUCUUUAGAAGAUGCAUUGAGAUUGUGGAGAAUUGUGUAAAUGAUGCUAAAAUAGAUAGGAAACUUGUUGACGAUGUUGUUCUUGUUGGUGGAUCUACAAGAAUUCCCAAGGUACAAGAAUUAUUACAGGAUUUUUUCAAUGGUAAGGAGCUUUGCAAGAGUAUCAAUCCUGACGAAGCAGUUGCAUAUGGUGCUGUCGUACAAGCCGCAAUUUUGCGCGGUGGCAUUGAGAAGGUACAAGAAUUACUCUUGUUGGAUGUAACUCCACAUUCGCUUGGUGUAGAGUGCCACACUGGAGAAUUUAAAGUUUAUAUCCCAAGAAACACUACCAUUCCCGCCAAGAAAACUCAGUUUGCAACUACUGUCGUAGAUGACCAAAUUGGUUUAAUAGUUGAUGUGUAUGAAGGGGAAGCACCAAUAGCAAGACACAACAAAUUGUUGGGUCAAUUUGUGCUUGAUGGACUAUCCUUGGGUCCAAAAGGGAAACCUCUAAUCACCGUUUGUUUCGAAAUCGACGCAAAUGGAAUUUUGAUUGUAUCAGCUGAGGAAUGGCUAAAUGGAGUUAAGAACAAGAUUAUAAUUUCCGAUUAUAAAUGCAGCUUAUCUAAAGUCAAACUUGAGAAGAUGAUCAAGAACGCAGAGAAGUACAGGUUAGAAGCUAAGGAAUAUAACAAGGAAUAG
Argentina anserina (silverweed cinquefoil) is the source of this 1629-nucleotide messenger RNA. Its product is annotated as heat shock cognate 70 kDa protein-like. Gene Ontology annotation, cellular component: cytoplasm. NCBI's taxonomy places the organism in Eukaryota, Viridiplantae, Streptophyta, Magnoliopsida, Rosales, Rosaceae. The transcript is spliced from 2 exons. The coding region runs from base 1 to 1629 and encodes 542 amino acids. The record is from RefSeq and is a predicted model, not a curated record. Gene Ontology annotation, molecular function: ATP binding; ATP-dependent protein folding chaperone.